This is a messenger RNA of Hirundo rustica (Barn swallow), 1051 nucleotides long. RefSeq names its product leukocyte antigen CD37-like. NCBI's taxonomy places the organism in Eukaryota, Metazoa, Chordata, Aves, Passeriformes, Hirundinidae. The record is from RefSeq and is a predicted model, not a curated record. The transcript is spliced from 8 exons. Bases 205 to 996 code for a protein of 263 amino acids. Gene Ontology annotation, cellular component: membrane.
CCCCCCCCACACUCCCCCGCGCUCCCAGGGGUCACACCGGGGGUUACCGCCCCCACUGUCCAUGGAGGUCCAGGAGCGACGCCCCCGAGCGCUUCCGCGCCCCCCCGGCGCCUCCUGCGGGACGCGAGGCGACGAGGCGGGAGGAGCGGCCGCAGGUGCGCGGGGUGGGCUCUGAGUCCGCGUGUGUGUGACCCCCGUGCAGACAUGAGCCCCAAAAGCUGCCUCGGCUGCACCAAGUGCUUCGUCUUCCUCCUUAAUCUCUUCUUCUUCUUCCUGGGCAUCCUCCUUCUCGCCUUCAGCUUUUGGGUCCUCUUCGACCGGCAGAGCUUCGCCGCCGUGCUGGGAUCGCCGCUGGUCAGCCUGAGGGUAUGGUCUUACGGCUUCUCUGGGGUCGGCAUCGUCACAAUGUUCCUGGGAUUCCUGGGGUGCCUGGGGGCUCUCAAGGAGGUCAAGGUCAUGCUGGGGCUGUAUUUUGGGCUCCUGCUGCUGCUCUUUGCUGCCCAGAUCACAGUGGCUGUCAUCAUCUACACGCAACGUGCCGCUCUAGCUACAAAGGUGGCCACCUACACAGAGGAGCUGAUCCGGGGGUACCCAACGCAGGGACCACCUGGGGACCCCCACGAGAGCUGGGAUGCUGUCCAGCAGCAGCUCGGCUGCUGUGGCUGGAAAGGACCCCAGGACUGGGACCACCACGAUGAUGCCACCAGGGACGAGGUCAUGGACAGGGCCAUCGCCUGCUCCUGCCUCGUGGCAUCCAACAGCACCCAAAAGACCCCAUGGAUGCUCCCCCAUGGCCGCUGCCCCACAGCUGCCCCCCACAAUAUCUUCCCCAGGGGCUGCAAGGAGAGGGUCCAGACCUGGCUGGCUGGAAACCUGGUCACCAUCGUGGGGGUUUGCAUAGGCAUCGGCCUGGGGGAGCUCUCCCUGCUGAUGCUGUCUAUGUUCCUGGUCCAGAACCUGGACUCCCGCUACGAGAAGCUGCUGCGGGGGUUCUGAGGGGGCCAGGGUGGUGUGGGAGGGAGCCUGGAGGGCUUUGUCGUUCAAUAAAAGC